AUGAAAGAAAGCCUUCUCCAAAAAGAAAUCGAGGAACAAGGGGAAAAAUUAGAAGAAAAAGGACUCAAAAUAAAAGGAAAAAAGACAGAAGGUAUCCUAAAAGACUGGCGGAAUGACAUGAAAGCCGCUAAGCAGUCAGAAAAAAAGGAGAAUAAAAACAAUCAAGACAUUAAAAAAAUUUUUGAAAUUAGGGAGAAAAAUCGUCCUCUCACUUCUCUUCUGAAAGGCAAAAUAGGAUAUCAACGAUUAGAAGACUAUCCCCAAGAAGCAGUGCUUUGGGAGAAAAAUUAG
Molecule: messenger RNA, 291 nt
Organism: Ambispora gerdemannii
Lineage: Eukaryota; Fungi; Glomeromycota; Glomeromycetes; Archaeosporales; Ambisporaceae
Source: the annotation of a GenBank genome assembly